UCAUAGAAUCUUUGACCCUCUAAGAUGGCCUUUAAUUACCACAUUGCCACGCUGUUGGUUCUGCUUCUCGUGAACUCCACGGGAGGGGCGCUAGUACAGCAGCAGCCCCUCGUUCUCAAGUACCACAACGGCCAACUCCUCAAGGGAAGGAUCACCGUUAAUCUCUUAUGGUACGGCACCUUCACUCCAAUCCAACGCUCCAUAAUCGUUGACUUCAUAAACUCCCUCAGCUCCGGUGGUCCACCACAGCCUUCCGCAGCAUCCUGGUGGAAAACAACUGAAAACUACAAAGGUGGAGGCUCCUCUGCUCUCCUCGUAGGGAAGCAAAUCCUACACCCGGCUUAUUCCCUCGGAAAGUACCUCAAAUCAACGCACCUCCUUUCUCUCGCUUCCAGCUUCAACGACGUGUCCGCCAUCAACGUCAUUUUAACGGCUAAGGACGUUUCCGUUGAUGGUUUCUGUUCGAGCCGUUGCGGAACUCACGGCUCGACUCGUUCCGUCAAUGGGAAGGCCCGGACGGCGUACGUGUGGGUUGGAAACUCAGAGACUCAAUGCCCGGGCCAGUGUGCGUGGCCCUUCCACCAGCCCAUCUACGGCCCGCAAACUCCGCCGUUGGUGGCGCCAAACGGAGACGUUGGAGUUGACGGCAUGAUCAUCAACUUGGCUACACUUUUGGCGGGAACCGUAACUAACCCGUUCAACAACGGUUAUUUCCAGGGGCCGGCGACGGCGCCACUUGAAGCGGUGUCGGCGUGCACCGGAGUGUUUGGGACCGGGGCGUACCCAGGAUAUCCGGGUCGGGUUCUGGUGGAGAAGACGACGGGGGCGAGCUACAAUGCGAACGGAGUGAACGGAAGGAAGUUCCUGUUGCCGGCGAUGUGGGACCCGGUGACGUCAGCGUGCAAGACGCUUGUGUGAUAGUGAGAGAGAGGUUUGUACUUUGUAGUGUGGUGGUGUAGAUAUACUGAUUUAAAAGUGAAUUGUGAUGAAGUUGGGAAGGAAGAAGAUGAUGCAGGUUUCGUGUUGCUUUUGAAAAUUACUAGUUUGCCAUUUUAGAUUGUUCUUGUCAUUUACUGUAUGACGUGUAAAUUAAAUUCUGUUUCAUCACUUCAUGUAAAGAAGUUAAGGGGGGGGGAAAUAGUGUAUCUAUAAGUGUAUAACGAGGAAUAAAAAAAAAUGAAAUUUAUAUUUA
This is a messenger RNA of Arachis stenosperma, 1192 nucleotides long. RefSeq names its product protein EXORDIUM-like 2. The record is from RefSeq and is a predicted model, not a curated record. The transcript has a single exon. Bases 25 to 918 code for a protein of 297 amino acids. NCBI's taxonomy places the organism in Eukaryota, Viridiplantae, Streptophyta, Magnoliopsida, Fabales, Fabaceae.